Molecule: messenger RNA, 2608 nt
Organism: Clunio marinus
Lineage: Eukaryota; Metazoa; Arthropoda; Insecta; Diptera; Chironomidae
Source: the annotation of a GenBank genome assembly
GACCGCUCUCCCCAUCAUUGCGGAAUUAUUUGUAUCAUUUGAAUAUUUUUUUCUGUAAAAGAAGUUUUCGCCUAAUAAAGUCUGUUUUAAAAUUUCGUGACCUUGUAAUAGAAAAAUUAUACAACACAAAUGAUGCGAAAAUAAAGAUAUCCAAGGAGAAUUUCUUAAGCUAUUGGCAGAAAUUGUGCAUUACCAAAAAAAUCGAAAGUGCCUUGAAACAAAGUAAAUUUUGUUCCCACACUCAAUUAAUAAUUGCCUUCUUGAAAUAUUCAUUGUCAUCAUACUCAUUAUUGUUUAAUUAGUGUGCAAAAGAGAAAAAAGAUUAAAGAGUAUUCAAAAUCAAACGUGAAAAGAUAAAGAUUAAUUAGUGUUUCUACAGAAAUGAGUAAAACAAGUUGCGACAAUUUUGAAAAAUCCAAUAAUGUUGAAGCAUCAACUUCCAACGUCAACAACACAAGUAACAACAGUAAUGCUACUCCAAAACGAAAGAAUAAAAAUAACAAAACUCCUAAUAAUAACAUUAAUAACAUCAGUUAUGAACAUCACUUAGAGAAGUGGCUUGAAAAUACUUCAAAAAUGAACGGCGAUGACAAUAGUUUUGAUAACAUUUGGCCAUUUAUGAAUACGCCUAGCUCGUUCCAGCCACACUUGAAGAACCGUAAGAGUGCCGUCCACCCACAAUUUCAAUAUAACGAUACAAUUUCACUACCUUCGUUCAAAAAUUCUUCUCAAGACGAAGCACAAAUACUUGCUGGUUUCUUAAAUCAAAGUAGUAGUUCAAGACAACAACAAAUACCGAAUUUUAUGUAUCCACAACAGCACUCACAACAAUCAUCUUUAAGCAAUCAUCCGUUAGCGUCGUCUUUUAGCACACAAGAGUUCCACAGCCUCCCGUUUUUUGAUAACAUGAAAAACGAUAAGUCCCUUAAUUCAGAACCAGAUUUCUUUGACAAUGCUAGACGCAAUGAAAGCUUAUUGAUCAAGGAGAAACAAAAUGGAGCAGCGAUGUUGAAUGAAUCGGAAAAUAGUCCACGUACCAAUGAUUUAAGUGUUGAUGGUGACCUUGAUGAUGACGAAGAAGAAAAGCAACUUGAUUCGAAUAAUUUCACUGAGCCGAACGACAAGAAACUUCUUGUCAAUCUUUUGAAGCAAAUCAAAUUUCUUCAUGAAACAAACUCAAAAAUCUUUCGAAAUUUGCAUGAAACCAAAGUUGAAUUGGAAGCUUUGAAACAUGCACCAAGUUGGGGUUUGAGACACCGUAAAGAUAGUGUGAGUGGUUUGAGUGUUCACAGUCAACCAUUUGGUUAUGGUGGAACGGCAAGUCCGGCACCAACUUAUUAUUCACAAGGUGGUUCAAACUAUCCCGGAGUCGUGACUGACUUAAUUCGUGAAGUGCGUGAUGCUGGAAGAAUUCGUGAUGAUUCACUUAUGAAUCGUGUACGAGCGAUGGUCGAUGAGAAGUCAUGGAGUUUAAAUGAAGUGAACAUGAGGCUUAUGCGAGAGAUGGAAGAGAUAAAAAUUCAUUUGCAAACGUUGAAGAUUGAACGCGAAACAACCGUUGACCGAAUAAGCAGAUUAGAAGAAGAAGUUCAUUUGAUGAAAGCAUCGCAACUUGCCAGAAAAAAUCCAUUCCAGAACUUUUCACAAUUCCAUACACAAUUAGAGUCGAGUCUUGCGGCAAAUGAUCAUCAAAACCGAAGCAACAAUAUGAAUUUAAGCUAUGGAAUCACGAAUCGAACAAAUGAUGGCUUUUUAUUUGAUGAGAAGUCACAAUCACCAUCAAAAGACGACAAUUCAAAUGGUUCACAUGUCAUGCAGCUUGAGAAAGAUACUGUCUUGUUACGACGUGAUCUUCAAGAUGCAUUGGCAAGCAGAAAACAAGCUGAAAAUCGAAUUCUUGCCUUAGAACAUCUGGUAACAUCAUUAAAAUCUUCUACCCAACUAACUGAUACAGGUCAUCAACACAACAAUUUGGAUAAAAGCGAAAUGAAUGAAACAACAACGAAGACACGAAUCACUGACAAAAAACAAAAUUUUCCCUCGUCACAUGAUAAUCAAAUGGAAUCAGUGAAAACAGCUAAAGCGUCACAAGUUAAGCUACCAACACCUUCAGGUCCGAUAACAGAUCUUUAAGCAUGUUUGGUAAAAAUUAUCUUAAAAGUGCCAUCAGUUGAUUUCAUCUUUCUGAACAAAACAUUCUUUCUAUGUCAUUCAAAUUGAGCUUAAAAUAAUACUUAAAGACAUUAAAAGCUGCAGUUUCUAUUGCAGUUGAACAUUGAUUGAUUUUUGGUGCCUUAACUUUUUAUUAUCAUACUCCAAUAAAUAUUCAAAUCGAAACUUUAAAAUAUUCAAUGAAGAACAAAAAACACCAACAAAAAAUCACUAAUUAAAGUAAAUAAAUCGAUAAUAAAUCAUAUGAGAUGAGACUACUUAUAAGACGAUUAAUAUUUAUAUGUAACUUUCACUGUCAUUUCAUCAUAACUUAUAAAACAUUGUCUCGAAUAUUAAAUAUUUUAUUUAUUUUUUUUCUGUAAAAAAAACUGUCAGAGAUUUUCUUUUAUGUAUUUAAUUAUUACAUACGACAAUAUAUUUUUAUUUUAGCAGAAAA